Messenger RNA from Antrostomus carolinensis (chuck-will's-widow), 2061 nucleotides. RefSeq names its product DIS3 exosome endoribonuclease and 3'-5' exoribonuclease (gene DIS3). The record is from RefSeq and is a predicted model, not a curated record. Lineage: Eukaryota; Metazoa; Chordata; Aves; Caprimulgiformes; Caprimulgidae. Gene Ontology annotation, biological process: rRNA catabolic process; nuclear mRNA surveillance of mRNA 3'-end processing. The annotation marks the transcript as partial. The transcript is spliced from 16 exons. Gene Ontology annotation, cellular component: cytoplasmic exosome (RNase complex); nuclear exosome (RNase complex). Gene Ontology annotation, molecular function: RNA binding; endonuclease activity; 3'-5'-RNA exonuclease activity.
AUCAUUAUACAGGGACUGAAACAUUUAAACCGAGCAGUACAUGAAGAUAUUGUAGCUGUGGAGCUGUUGACAAAAGAUGAAUGGGUGGCACCGUCCUCAGUUGUCUUGCAAGAUGAUGGCCAGAAUGAAGAUGACAUUGAGAAUGAAGAGGAGAAAGAAAACAUUCUGAAGUCUUCCGUUGAUAAGGACAUGCUGCGACCUACGGGAAAAAUAGUGGGCAUUAUAAAACGAAACUGGCGACCGUUUUGUGGCAUGCUUUCCAAAUCACAGAUCAAGGAGGCAAGGCGACAUUUGUUUACACCAGCUGAUCGCAGAAUUCCUCGCAUUCGAAUAGAAACAAGACAAGCAGAUACAUUGGAAGGACAAAGAAUAAUUGUUGCUAUUGAUGGUUGGCCCAGGAAUUCCAGGUAUCCUAAUGGUCAUUUUGUAAAGAACUUGGGAAGUGCUGGAGAUAAGGAGACUGAGACAGAAGUUCUUCUGCUUGAGCAUGAUGUCCCUCAUCAGGCUUUCUCCCAGAAUGUCCUCAGUUUCCUACCAAAAAUGCCAUGGAGCAUUACAGAACAGGAUAUGAAAUACAGGGAGGACUUAAGGCAUCUGCAUGUUUGUAGUGUUGAUCCUCCUGGAUGUACCGAUAUCGAUGAUGCAUUACAUUGUAGAGAAGUAGAAAAUGGAAAUAUAGAGGUUGGUGUACAUAUUGCAGACGUCAGUCAUUUUAUUCGCCCAGGAAAUGCUUUGGAUGAGGAGUCGGCAAAAAGAGGAACAACAGUAUAUCUGUGUGAAAAAAGGAUUGAUAUGGUUCCAGAGUUACUUAGUUCCAAUUUAUGCUCCCUGAGAUCUAAUGUGGACAGGCUUGCAUUUUCAUGUAUAUGGGAGAUGAACCAUAAGGCUGAAAUUCUAAAAACCAGAUUUACGAAGAGUAUUAUUAAUUCCAAGGCUUCUCUUACAUAUGCUGAAGCACAGAUGAGAAUUGAUUCAGCAGCUAUGAAUGAUGAUAUUACUACCAGCCUCCGUGGACUAAAUAAAUUAGCAAAAAUUCUGAAGAAGAAAAGAAUUGAUAAUGGAGCCUUGACACUUUCCUCACCAGAAGUUCGUUUCCACAUGGACAGUGAAACUCAUGAUCCUAUUGAUUUGCAGUCUAAGGAGCUCAAAGAAACAAAUUCCAUGGUUGAAGAGUUCAUGUUGCUUGCCAAUGUCUCUGUAGCACAAAAAAUUUACGAUGAGUUCCCAGAGUUUGCCUUGCUCAGGAAACAUCCUGCUCCUCCCCCAUCAAGUUAUGACAUCCUUGUGAAGGCUGCAAAGUCCAAGAAUUUGGAAAUUAAGACAGAUUCAGCAAAGGCUUUAGCGGAGUCGUUAGACAAAGCUGAAUCUCCAGAGUUCCCCUAUCUAAAUACACUGUUGAGAAUUUUGACCACUCGCUGCAUGAUGCAAGCUGUUUAUUUCUGCUCUGGAAUGGAUAAUGAUUUUCAUCACUAUGGUUUAGCCUCACCUAUUUAUACCCACUUUACCUCACCCAUUAGAAGGUAUGCUGACAUUAUAGUACAUCGACUUUUAGCAGUGGCCAUAGGAGCAGACAGUACUUACCCAGAACUCACAGAUAAACAUAAACUAGCAGAAAUCUGUAAAAAUCUCAAUUACCGACAUAAAAUGGCUCAAUAUGCACAAAGAGCCUCUGUUGCAUUCCACACGCAGCUGUUCUUCAAAAACAAAGGAGUAGUGAAUGAAGAUGCAUAUAUAUUAUUUGUAAGAAAAAAUGCGGUUGUGGUUCUGAUUCCCAAGUAUGGGUUAGAAGGAACAGUCUUCUUUGAAGAAAAAGAUAAACCAAAACCAAGACUGGAUUACAACAGUGAGGUACUGUCACUUACUGUGGAAGACACAACAUUACAUGUAUUUGAUAAAGUAAAAGUGAAUAUUAUGUUAGAUGCUUCCAACAUCCAACAUCAGAAGAUUCGGAUGGUAUUGGUAGAACCCAAGAUACUAGGAAGUGAUGUGCCUGCAAAUCUGUCUACAGAAAUAAGCAGCAAGAAUGAACCAGAGAAAAAGAAAAAGAAGCUCCAAAAAUAG